Messenger RNA from Morone saxatilis (striped sea-bass), 1834 nucleotides. Its product is annotated as adenylate cyclase type 8-like. Lineage: Eukaryota; Metazoa; Chordata; Actinopteri; Moronidae. The record is from RefSeq and is a predicted model, not a curated record. Gene Ontology annotation, biological process: adenylate cyclase-activating G protein-coupled receptor signaling pathway; cAMP biosynthetic process; intracellular signal transduction. Gene Ontology annotation, molecular function: adenylate cyclase activity. Gene Ontology annotation, cellular component: plasma membrane.
GUUUUGUCCGAUGGUUGCUCAGUUCGUGGUCGGCGGCAGCGUUUACUUCCUGCUCCUGCUGCUUACUCUGGGGGAGGAGCUUAAGCAUUGCCCCGCCCCCCUACAGUCUCUCUGCUGCUGGGUUCACGAAACCAAGCCCGCCCGGACGAUGCUCACGGUCACAGCCAUCGCCGUCAACUUCGGAGUCGCCUCCUCAGACAUUCUGUGGUGCGAUUCGUCAGACACUCACAACAGCAGCGACUCCCAGCUGGCUCCGCCCACCUCCACCUGGUCAGACAUUAACAUCUGCACACAUCCAGAGUACAUGGUGCUGAGUGGUGUGGUUGCCAUGGUUACCUGCGCGGUGUUCCUCAGGUUGAGUUGCGUGUUGAAGCUGGUCAUCCUCCUGCUUGCCGCGGCCCUCUACACCUACCUCAUAGAGACGCACAGGUCUCAUCACUUGUGUAAGAAGGGCGUUUGUGUCGUUCUCAUGGUGAUGUUUGUGGUAGCCGUCCUCUACAACAGCAGACACCUGGAGGCGACGGCGCGGCUGGACUUCUUGUGGCGCCUCCAGGCGAGGAAGGAGGUAGAGGACAUGAGGGAGCUGAGGGAGCACAACGAGUGUCUGCUGCUCAACAUCCUGCCGGCACACGUCGCCCAGCACUUCUUGGAGAGAGACCGCCACGACGAGGAGUUGUACUCGCAGUCGUACGAGCGAGUCGGCGUCCUCUUCGCCUCCCUGCCGGGUUUCUCCGACUUCUACGAGCAGAAGGAGGUCGUUCAUCAGCCCGUCGAGUGUCUCCGCCUCCUCAACCACAUCAUCACCGACUUCGAUGAGCUGCUGGAUGAAUGUUACUUUCAGGAAGUGGAGAAGAUUAAAACCAUCGGCAGUUCGUAUAUGGCAGCUUCUGGUCUCUCUCCUGACAGACAGGAGUGCGAGGACGGCUGGCAUCACCUCAGCGAGUUGGUUCUGUUUGCUCUCGCCAUGCAGGAAACGCUCAAACACAUCAACACGCACACAGGAAACAGCUUCCAGCUGCGAGUUGGUAUCGCUCAUGGGCCGGUGAUUGCUGGCGUGAUCGGCGCCACCAAACCUCAGUACGACAUCUGGGGGACGACAGUGAACAUGGCGAGCCGGAUGGAGAGCACCGGCGUCAGCGGGAGGAUCCAGGUCCCAGAGUCCACCAGCUGCAUCCUGGUGGAGCGAGGCUUCCUACGGCAGCUCAGAGGGAACAUUUACGUCAAAGGCAUCAGUGAACGCCACGGAAAGGUUCGUACGUUUUUCGUGAGCAGUCGCGAGGAGCGCUCCAGUUUCACGGAGCGCGGCGGUGGGCGGGGCUUCAGUCUGAACAGGAACACGCUGGGAGCUGUGGUCUACAGUCUGGUUCAGGCCCGGAAGAGGGAGAAACGGAUGGAGGAGAACGGAGGGUUCCACCUGGUGGAGGCGUCGUAGGAGGAGGCCAGGUGUCGUCCUCCAAUCAGAACUUCCUCUUCUGUGGUUUGGAUUCAAAAAACAAGAAAACUUUAUUUAAAAUCUAGAAGACUUUCCCCGACUGCUUCAAAAGAGAAAUUACUUUUUUUUUCCCGUCUUGCAGCCAGUGAACAGCGGCGGCGCCUGUAGGUCGUAGAUUUAAUACACCCAUUAACUGACGCAGCUAUCAGACACUUGGACUCCUGGACCAUGAACAUGUGACCUGACUUUAAUCAAACCUUUAAAUUCAGCCUCAGAAAGUCAUUUGAAAUAAACGUGUUUACUGUCUAUUGAUUACCGAUAUUGAUUACCAAUAAGUUUUUGUUUACUUUCCUCUCUUUGACAAAUGUUUUCUAACGCAUUAUAAAAUCCAAUAAAGGUGCA